This is a messenger RNA of Astyanax mexicanus (Mexican tetra), 1145 nucleotides long. It is a transcript of the gene dusp23a, whose product is annotated as dual specificity phosphatase 23a. Lineage: Eukaryota; Metazoa; Chordata; Actinopteri; Characiformes; Acestrorhamphidae. Bases 169 to 648 code for a protein of 159 amino acids. The record is from RefSeq and is a predicted model, not a curated record. The transcript is spliced from 2 exons. Gene Ontology annotation, molecular function: protein tyrosine/serine/threonine phosphatase activity. Gene Ontology annotation, biological process: protein dephosphorylation; cilium assembly.
GUUAUUUAGUUCACUACGCAGUGAAGGCAGUGAUUAUUAGGACACAGCCCAGUAUUGUGAAACUCGCGUCUGCGCACUGUGGCGGACCGGAGUCCGGUUAAAGCGCACCUCCUGCUCCGCUGAGAGAGUGAAUGAGUGUCUGCAGUUCAGCCGCUCCAGAGAAAAAGCAUGGCGCUCAGCUUCGCACCCCCACCCAACUUCUCCUGGGUACAGGCGGACAGACUGGCCGGACUGGCCUGGCCCUCCAGACCUGCGCACUACCGCUUCCUGCUCCAGAACCGCAUUCAGCACCUGGUGUGUCUGUGUGAGAGUAAACCCCCGGGGUCUGAGUCCUGCCCAGCCCUCACCCUCCACCACAUACCCAUAGUGGACUUCACUCCCCCCAGCCUGGCCCAGAUCCAGAGCUUCCUCUCCAUCGUAGAAGACUCCAGCUCCAGAGGAGAGGGUGUUGGUGUUCACUGUAUGCAUGGACAUGGCAGGACAGGGACCAUGCUGGCCUGUUACCUGGUCAAAACAAGGAACAUCUCAGGACUAGAGGCAAUAGAAGAGAUCCGGAAACUUCGGCCAGGGUCCAUAGAGACUAAGGACCAAGAACAAGCAGUGAUAAAGUAUCAACACUACCUCCAUGAAGCUGUCAUUAAAGGUUAAAGACACAACAGAAAUGUUUAUGUAUAUAAAACAUUUUCUAUUAGGUUCUAUAUUAUUAUAUAUUUAAAUAUUUUUUUAACUGUUAUAAUAAAGGCCCUUCUGCAUCACUCCAGUGGGUGUGUUAGGACAAGACAAUCCUGGAAACCACAGUGUAGGUCGAAGACUCUCAAACCUGGUCCUCGGGUAACAUUGUAAGACGGCUUCCUGGACCGGGCGUAGGUCUACUGUAGAUGGGUGUUGGUGGACUGUACGCCUGAAGUUGAGAAACAGUCCUAAUGUUUGCUUAGACAGAAGUAUAGUUAAGCAGUUCAGGUUUUAGAGGUCCACACCCACAGCUGAAAACAUGAAAAGCUGUGGAUUUGUACACAACACACCCCAUUAUUUCUAUUCUGCACAUCAGUCACUGUAAGUCUGUGUAUUCAUACAGUUUUGCUGCACUGUGUAGGUGUGGUUUCUGUUGAUGCUUUAUGAAAGAAAAUAAAAGCUUUUACAUUCCA